Messenger RNA from Juglans microcarpa x Juglans regia, 3297 nucleotides. Its product is annotated as F-box protein At5g39450. Bases 697 to 2583 code for a protein of 628 amino acids. The record is from RefSeq and is a predicted model, not a curated record. NCBI's taxonomy places the organism in Eukaryota, Viridiplantae, Streptophyta, Magnoliopsida, Fagales, Juglandaceae. Gene Ontology annotation, molecular function: protein binding. The transcript has 2 exons.
UCUUUCCAUGUUUUUUAGGUAGGCUUGGCGGGGAGUAUUUGGACUUUUGGGGCUUGGCUUCUACUUUAAGCUCAAUAUCUUUCAAUAUUGGUUGGCUGGCAGAGAGAGACGGACACGAGAGGGAGAGCAGACGACCCCACACUGAUAAUACCAAAGCUCUCUUCGACUCGUCUUCCUAUUUCUUCUCCUCCGCCAUUAAUUAUGCCUUUGAACUUCGAUUGAGUGGUGUUGACUUGACCUCAUCUCAGUUUCUCAUUAGUCUCCACAUUUUCACCCCCCGCCGGGUGAACUGUGACCUAUCUCUCGAGUGUCGUCCAUUGCAGGUCUGAUGGAUGGAACCGAUUUGAGUUUUUUAGAUUUUGGAACAAACCCAAUUGAGUUUUGGAGAAUCUUUGACAAACCUAUUUCAUAUUUGGUCUGUAUUACUUUGUUUAUGCUUCUUAGAAGCAAUGAUUGAGGAGUCUGAGGCAAGCCCAGUUCGGUUCCAGGUCUGAUUCUGUUCAUUUUUUUCUUGCUGAAUUAAAAAUAAGAGUGGGUAUCGAGGAGUUUCAAUGCUUAUUUCAAUUCUGCUGAUUGUCUGUUUUCUCUUCACCUAAAGAUCUGGGAUUGGGUUGUGCCUGUAGUGAAUUAUGCAAUUUAGGCAGUGAAGAACAUCGAACUCUGAUCAAAUAUCCACCAAUUGUUAGUCAAAUUAUAAUGUUGUCUGAACCCUGUGGCUCGAGCUUUCUCCUUGCUCUGCCGGAUGAUGUGUUUGCCGUAGUAUCCCGGUCCCUCUCGCCGGGGGAUCUAUGUAAUCUCAGUUUAUGCUGCCGGAGUCUGUGCGCCCUCGUGGCCUCUGAAAAGGUCUGGCUCACCCAAUGUGAAAUGAUAGGGGUCGUGCCCCAUAGAGACCUCAUCGAGUGGCGAAAGGGUGUCUCGUCCUACGUGGCACUUUGCCGCUUCCUCAUUUGUAUUCAUCCAUUGAUUGGAAUUUGGGUUCAUCAGAACCCCGAGCUUGGCAACGUGGUCUAUGUCAUGCCUGGUUUUGUUUCAGUUGUUGGAUGCCGGAUAAUCCCACAAGAGCUUGGUCCAUUAGGCAUUGAGGAUGGUCCCAUCCUAUGGGCGCCUGUGUUUGAAGUUCUUGGUAAUUAUGAUGGUUCCGCCACAUUUUUCCUCCAUGGAAGGGAGAAGGGAAAUGACUAUUUUUAUCCUGGUUCAGUCAAACCUAUUGAGAGGACUUGCAAUGUGCUAUUGCUUGAGGUGGAGGCAUUGCAAGAAGAAAAUGAGGGUAAAUUGUUGCAUAGCAAGAGCUUUGCUCUCCAUUCAGAUAAGGAUCUAAGAAAAGUUUGUAGGUCAAAUAUUGGAAUUUCAAGGUCUCAAAGGGUGCUUGGACCGAAUGAGGCGAAGUUGCCAUUUGGUCGACUGGCUUUUUGUGAUAGAAGAAAAUUGCUGAAUGUUGCUACCAGCCAAGUUCGUCAAAAGGUUCCGGAUUCUGCAAAUGGGCCACUAUUUCCAGGGUUAAGAGAUGAUGAAGAUAACUUUCAGAAAGAUCUGGCAUUCUUAUUGGAACGGAGAUCACUGCUUAUCGAAAUGUAUAAGUUCGGUGGUCGUCAAAUUGACUGGAAGGCAAUUCCUGAACUGCCAUCUGAUCCUACCCAGUCGGAAUUGAGCCAGAUUAGAAAGAGUCUUGAUCGUCCAAGUGGUUUUAGCAAUUCCCUUAAUUGCGAUGAUGAUGGUCACGUACAAUGUGCCAAGAGAAAAACUCUUCGUGGCUACUUUAAGAAUAGCCUUAAACAGUUCCUGGGGAGGUCCAGCUCAAUUAAUGUUGGGAAUGCAAUUUCAAAGAAUGGUUCUUCAAGCGGCGGGAAUAAGCAUGCACAACUUCAUGAGUUUUUUACGUCAGGUGAUGCAAUAAGACUUGCAUUACAUGCAUCCACUAUCAAGUUAUCUUCUUAUCGAGCAUGGCCAAACAUGCAUGAAAGUCGGUUUGCCCUCUACAAGUUGCCCAUGCGAGCUCCAACUGCUGACCAUGAAUAUGCUGGUUUAUGGGGAGGGACUUUUGGUUGGCCUCCUGGGAGGCCUACAGAAGACAAACCUGGUAAGGCACUCUUCUUUCUACUGCUCUCUUAUGAGGAGUCCCAAGGGCAGCGGCAUCUUAUCGCAACCAAAAUAUUGGAAGGCACCCACUACGUUCUGCAUCCUAAUGGCUCAGCAAUGUUUAUAGUGAAUGUAGACGAGCCUUCACCGGAUCCAUUUCCUUUCGAUUCCGAUGUAGAUUCUAUUCCUGUGAAUCUAAAGCAUGCUUUUAUGGGAGAGGGUAUUGCAAAUGGUUAUGGAUUCAGGUAUCCCGGUGCAAAGCCCGGUUCCCUCUUUGCAUUUCAAAAUGGUCUUCUUGCCUUCAUUUGGAAGGAAACCAGGGCAGUCUUGACCUUGCAGAGACUUGACUUGCAAGAGCUGCUGAAGAAGGGUGAACAAGUGCCUGCACUACCUCCAAUCGCCAACUUUUCAUAUUUGACUCGGUCAUACUCAAACGUGUUUGCAGGCUUCCCAAACAACUCAACUUGUUUGUCUUCACCAAGGACCUCUGAGGACAUAUCUUCCUAAUCUAGAGAGGAUGAGUACUAUUGUGGUACUAGUUGACCACUCGAUAUUAUAAGUACUUAAAAGCAGUUUGUCUAUUUCUAAAGUACACUUGUAUGCUAUUGUUGGGGUACUGAAAGGACAAAGUGGGUGUGGCUUUGUGUGGAUGGGAAUAGUUUUUUUUCUGAGCUCAAGCUAGGUUAUCUUAUCUUGACUGCAGGACGAUUAGAGUCGGCUUUCCUUAAAGCUUCAUCACUCACAAGCCUUACAUUCUAUCUUGAUCUGUGUAGCCAUAGUUGAUGCAAGUUCACUUGGUAGGAUUGAAAUGCGAAGAUGCUUGACAAUUAAUGAGUUAAAGAGUGGUGUGUGAAAUUCAGAAUUUUAUUAGGGAAAAUAAAAAGUUGUUACUGCUUAUAGUUACACAUAUAAGAUUUCUUAAUUCUGGUUUGAUGGUAAAUUUUAUUUUUUAUUUUUGAUUUUUUUUUUAUAUAUUUCUUUGGAACAAGUUUUGGGAAGCUGGCAACAGUUUUUGUAUCCAUUUGAGAAACUGUUGACAAUUUAUUCGCGAUAUAGGUUAGAGUCUAUAAUUAAAGUAAAUAUUUCACUGCCUGGUGUUUUGUAAUCACGUUUCCUGAAUUUAUCAAGAAAUGAUGUCCAAUUAUUCUGUUCCCUAGAGGCACUUGUUCAAAUUUUUUUGAAAGUGCAGAAGGGUGCAGAAAGGCUCACAAGUUAAGAUGA